Molecule: messenger RNA, 1014 nt
Organism: Cuscuta campestris
Lineage: Eukaryota; Viridiplantae; Streptophyta; Magnoliopsida; Solanales; Convolvulaceae
Source: the annotation of a GenBank genome assembly
AUCAAAGUAAAAGAGAGUGCAGUUCGUUAGGAGAUAUGGCAACAACGAUGCCCACGAGAUCGCUGCUAUUCAGAUGUUUUUACCGCAGAUCUUCCGUUUUCUCCUCUUACACCGCCGUCGCCGUCGCAGACGCUGUCAACCACCACACCUUCCGCCACCUUCACUUUUCUCCUUCUUCGCUGGCUUCACCGGAAUCUGUUCUUCCAGAAUAUCGUCAUCCAUUUGCAUUUGAAUUGGGAAGUGUACGUUCCUUCAGUGAGCAUGUGACACACAUGCCAAGUCUGCACGAUGAAGAAAUCAAGUGUGCUUUUAAAGACUUAAUGGCAGCAAGCUGGGAUGGAAUACCAAAAGCUGUUAUUGAUGAAACAAACAAGGCAUUGUCCAAAAGUACUGAUGACAAGCCUGGCCAGAAGGCCCUGGCUAAUGUUUUUCGCGCAGCAGAAGCCAUUGAAGAGUUCAUUGGGAUAAUAAUGAACUUGAAAAUGGCAAUUGAUGAUGCCAUUGGAUCAAGUGGUGAGAAUGUGAAGCCUAUCCCAAGAGAUAUAGCUAAUGCAGUGAAUACAAUAUUCCAACGUUAUAAUUCAUAUUUGGAUGCCUUUGGGCCGGAGGAGGGAUAUUUAAAGAAGAAAGUUGAGACUGAACUGGGAAGCAGGAUGAUAUUCUUGAAGAUGAGGUGCAGUGGCCUAGGAUCUGACUGGGGAAAGGUUACGGUUCUUGGGACGUCUGGGCUUGCUGGUUCUUAUGUCGAGCAAAGGGCGUAAAUCUGCACAUGUUGAUCUAUACCCCCCCCCCCUUUUAUAUAUAAUAAUGUCCCCGUUUAGUUUUUGAGCUUGCUGGUUGCGCUGUAGUUUGUUCUGUUUCAAUCAGCUUCUUUAAAAUUCUAAGCAAAAGGAUAAUAAUGAGCGGAUAUUUUCACAUCUAUGAAUACUUUUUUUCCCAGAUUAAUGUUAGCCGGACUUUUUGAUGUUGGAAAUGUUUGCUCCACCCAUCCUGCAAUUAAGCUUGCAUUUUCCG